Messenger RNA from Oppiella nova, 376 nucleotides. Lineage: Eukaryota; Metazoa; Arthropoda; Arachnida; Sarcoptiformes; Oppiidae. The record is from the annotation of a GenBank genome assembly.
GCUGCAAUUGGGUUGAAAACGAGUAUUUGUCUCAAGUUUUCCGAUCGAUGUCCGACUCCGGACAGUGUCUUAAUACGUGUGAAUCACUCAGAGGUGAUGAUCAAAGAUAUUCCUCAUCAGCCUAUUCAGCCAAUUGUUGUUUCCGAAGUGAAUAAUUACAAGCGUUUUUACAAAGAGUUGUAUCGAUUAGGUUCGGGAGCUUUUGGGGAAGUGCUGACCAAUUACGGAAAUGUAUGCAAGAAAUGCAAAAAUUGUUAAUAGGUCAGAAUAUUGUAUCCAAUAUAUGAGACAAUGGUAUGAAGUCAAUGUAUAUUAAAUUCAUAUGGAAUUGUGUUCCAAUAGUCUUGAGAAUAUUCUUCAACAUAAACCACAAGUA